This is a messenger RNA of Chrysemys picta bellii (western painted turtle), 4907 nucleotides long. It is a transcript of the gene TBC1D8, whose product is annotated as TBC1 domain family member 8. The record is from RefSeq and is a predicted model, not a curated record. NCBI's taxonomy places the organism in Eukaryota, Metazoa, Chordata, Testudines, Emydidae.
UGCUAUGGUUACACUGCUAUUUUUUUAGGCUAUGUCUAUACUUACCAGGGAUCAAUGCUGCGGUGAUCAAUGCAGCAGGGUUCGAUUUAGCAGGUCUAGUGAAGAUCUGCUAAAUGGACUGCAGAGUGCUCUCUGGUACUCCACCGGAAUGAGAGGAGUAAGGUAAGUUGACCGGAAAACGUCUUCCAUCAACACAGAGCAGUGUAGACAUCGCAGUAAGUCGACCUGGGCUACAUCGACUCCAGUUACGUUAUUCACAUAGCUGGAGUAGCGUAACUUAGGUCGACUUACCCUGGUAGUGUAGACGAGGCCUUAGUGAGCUAACUCAACCAAAACUUGCUUGGGUAUGCCUACACUUGCUGCAAUCCCACCUUCUAGUCCUAGUGUAGAUACACCCUAAGUGACUUUUUCAAAAGUGGCUUGAGCGUUUAGGCUUCUAGUCCUGUUGACUUUCAAAAAACUCUUAGGAUCCUAACUGCCCAGGUCACUUUUGUAAAUGGGCACAUACGCACUUUUUAAUACUUUACCUUAGUUUUACCUAGGUAGGUGCAGUGUAGAUGGGCAGAGAUAGCCUUUUGUUCUUUGAAGAGAGAUCUGUGGAUCAGGUGCUACCUUAUCUGUGUUAAUUAACUACAUCUUAGAUUACAUCCCCAAAAUCUUGAAUUGACAGAUGGAAAGAAUCAAUAUUUUUCACAAACCCAGAUUUCAAAGUGUUUAAUUUUGAGUCCACCUUUCAUUUUCGAACAUCCAGUCUCUCAAAGUUUAAUGGAAUGCUUCAAAUAUCAUAUGGAUAAUUCACACCAAUUUAGAGAAAUCUGCAUUCCUGAGAGUUUGAAUAAAUACGUUUACAUAGAAAUCAGUGUUUUUCAGGUGACUUUACUGUAAUUGGUCCUUUUCUAGAUUGUAGCUGUGAGUUGUAGGACUCAAAGUGUAGGGUCAUACAUAGCAGUUUGUGAUAUCUUCUUCUCUUUGAGGUUUCAGGUAAAUACAGAAUAAGCUCAAAUGGUGGAUCAUACUUCUGCAAGUUUAUUUGAUAACCAGAAAGGUCGUUUGGUGGGUGCCCUGGAUGCAGUGCUAGAUUCUAAUGCACGUGUUGCUCCAUUUCGAAUUUUACUUCAAGUUCCAGGAUCACCAGUUUACUCUGCCAUAGCAUGUGGUGAGUUAUUGAAUGGAUCAGAAGUUUACUGGGCCAUAGCUGCUGGUGCCACUUUAGAGGAGAUAAAUCAGCACUGGGAGUGGCUGGAGCAAAACUUACUCCAUACUUUGUCUGUUUUUGAUAAUAAAGAAGAUAUUGUUAGUUUUGUCAAAGGGAAAGUAAAGGCAUUGAUAGCAGAAGAGACCAGGAGUAAAGUAGCAGAGCAGGAGGAGGAUCCUGAGAAGUUUCGAGAGGCGCUAGUGAAAUUUGAAGCCAGAUUUAACUUCCCUGAAGCAGAGAAGUUAAUUACCUAUUAUUCAUGCUGCUGCUGGAAGGGUAAAGUUCCUCGUCAAGGCUGGCUUUAUCUGAGCAUCAACCACCUCUGUUUUUAUUCCUUCUUCCUAGGCAAAGAAUUAAAACUCCUAGUUCCCUGGGUUGAUGUCCAGAAACUGGAAAGAACCUCCAAUGUCUUUAUGACUGAUAUCAUCCGUAUCACCACUUCAAGUAAAGAACGAGACUUCUCCAUGUUCCUUAAUAUUGAUGAGGCAUUCAGGAUAAUGGAGCAGCUGGCAGACGUAACGCUCCGAAGGCUACUAGAUAAUGAGAUCUUUGAACUGGAUCCAGGUCUCCAGGAUCCUACUCAGAUUACAAAAAGGGAUCUCGAAGCUAGAGCACAGAGUGAGUUCUUUCGGGCCUUUUUCAGACUGCCGGGGAAGGAGAAGCUACAUGAAGUUGCAGACUGUUCUUUGUGGACUCCAUUUAGUCGCUGUCACACAGCAGGAAGGAUGUAUACUUCAGACAGCUAUAUCUGUUUUGCCAGCAAAGAAAGUGGGUGUUGCAAUGUUCUCAUCCCCCUUAGAGAGGUGGUUAGUAUAGAGAAGAUGGAGGACACUAGUCUCCUUCCCAAUCCCAUCAUUAUUAGUAUAAGGAGCAAGAUGGCCUUUCAGUUCAUUGAGCUGAAGGACAGAGAUAGCUUGGUGGAGAACCUGCUUCUGAGACUAAAACAAGUCAACACCAGCAACCCAGUGCACUAUAACUGCUUGGAAAAAAAAGAAACGAACUCUCUCAUGUUUCAUUCGACAUGUGUGUUCAGUGACUGUGAGUCCCGGGAUUUGGGAAUGGUGGCUUCCCAAAGCGAAGACAAGAGUGAAGGUGAAAAGGAGAGCAGUCACUUGUUAAAUGCAGAGGCACUACGAUCAGUCUUUCACCAGUCCGGAGCUGAAGGGAGUGACUUCAGGAUGUCCAGGGAACAAAUAAAAGAAAGACUGUGGAAUGACCAUUUUGCGGAAUACGGCAGAACUGUGUGCAUGUUUCGCACAGAGAAGAUUAGAAAACUUGUUGCAAUGGGAAUCCCAGAAUCUUUACGAGGCAAACUCUGGCUCCUCUUUUCAGAUGCUGUGACUGAUCUUGCCUCCCAUCCUGGUUACUACGGAAAUUUAGUGGAGGCGUCAAUGGGCAAGUGUUGCAUGGCAACAGAGGAGAUUGAACGGGACCUGCAUCGCUCAUUACCUGAGCACCCAGCCUUCCAGAAUGAAACUGGGAUAGCAGCCUUGAGGAGAGUUCUGACAGCUUAUGCACAUAGGAACCCCAAAAUAGGAUACUGCCAGUCUAUGAAUAUUUUGACCUCUGUGUUGUUGUUGUAUGCCAAAGAGGAGGAAGCUUUUUGGCUGCUGGUUGCUGUGUGUGAGAGGAUGCUGCCAGAUUACUUUAAUCAUCGAGUGAUAGGUGCUCAGGUAGACCAGUCAGUCUUCGAAGAGCUUAUAAAGGAGCGACUUCCAGAACUGGCUGAACACAUGAAAGAUCUGUCCACCUUGGCUUCCAUUUCCCUUUCGUGGUUCCUUACCCUGUUCCUCAGCAUCAUGCCCCUAGAAAGUGCUGUGAAUGUCGUAGACUGCUUCUUCUACGAUGGAAUCAAAGCCAUUUUCCAGUUGGGCUUGGCUAUUCUUGAAGCCAAUGCAGCAGAACUAUGUAACAGCAAGGAUGAUGGACAUGCCUUGAUGAUUCUUAGCAGGUUUUUAGAUCACGUUCAAAAUGAGGAAAGCCCUCUACCUCCAAUCGGUAAUCACCAUGCCUUUUUUAGCGAUGAUCAGGAGCCCUGUCCAGUGACUGAAAUAGCUGAUCUGAUCCGUGAUUCCUAUGAGAAAUUCGGAGACCACUCUGUGGAACAGAUAGAGCAUAUGCGCUAUAAACACAGGAUUCGUGUUCUACAAAACCAUGAGGAUACAACCAAACAAAAUGUGCUCAGAGUUGUCAUCCCAGAUGUUUCAAUUCUUCCUGAAGAGUUAGAGGAACUAUAUGACUUGUUUAAGAGAGAACAUCUAAUGAGCUGCUACUGGCAAGGGAUGAGACCUGUAAUUCUGCGACAUGACCCAAGUCGGCCUUAUGCUGAGCAGUACAGAAUAGACUCUCAGCAGUUCACUAACCUUUAUAAACUUGUCUCACCAUGGACAUGUGGGGAACACACUCAAAUUGUAGCUGAAAGAACGUUCCGACUUCUGGAUGAAAAUAUGGACCAUCUCAUCGAAUUCAAAGGAUUUGCUAGCUGUUUAGAUGUUAUGUAUAAUGGAGAAAUGAAUGAAAAGAUAAACCUGUUAUACAGGCUGCACAUCCCUCCUGCUCUCACAGAAAAUGAGAAAGACAGUCAGUCACCACUGAAGAAUCCUUUAUUGUCUACUUCGAGGCCACUAGUAUUUGGAAAAACAAAUGGUGAUACAGUAGAUUACCAGAAGCAACUGAAGCAGAUGCUUAAAGAUUUAGCCAAAGAGAAGGAUACUAAAACUGAAAAAGCAAUGCCAAAAAUGAGCCAGAGGGAAUUCAUCCAGUUCUGCAAAACCUUGUACAGCAUGUUUCAUGAAGAUCCUGAGGAAAACUCUUUAUAUCAAGCCAUUGCCACUGUGACCACUUUACUACUUCAGAUUGGAGAAGUGGGUCAAAGAAGUAGCAGCUUGGGGAGUGGAUCAGAUGAAUUUACUGAGGAUGUACAUUCUGAGGCCUCGGCCUCAGACCAGGAUACUGUUUUUACUGACACUGUGAAGACUACUCAUAAAGAAACUCCAUCUUUACCUGUGACUGAAGGGAACUGGAUUAUCUCCUUCGAACAAAUUUUAGCAUCACUUUUGACUGAACAGUCACUAGUAAAUUUCUUUGAAAAGCCUUUAGAAUUGAAACCAAAACUGGAGAAUGCAAAGCUAAAUCAGUACUGUCUCAAAACAAAUGGAAUGAGUGACCAGUCACUAGGGGAACACAUGAAACUAAAUACACAGUAGCAAAGUUGCCUGAAACUGACUGCACUGAAGUUACACCAAAGCGACGUGUUGAAAGGCUGGCUUUUAGUUAGCAGUGCACUUUGUUUGCUCCUCAGUUUGAGAGCUUUAAAAGCUAAAGGGGUGUGUAGUUUGUGCUAUUGAUUUAUUAAAUAUGUUCUUGUUUUGAAUGUAAAAGGAAACAUCUGUCUGCACUGUGAAGACACUGCAGACCCAUUACAUAUUGGGAGAGCAGAAGCUGGCUCCAGUAGUUUUGUUACAGAGUUUUUGUUUUUAAUUGGGGAAAACCCUCCUCAGCUGUCUGCAGUUUGUUUAUGUGGUGAUUUGGUUUUUUUUUUUUUUUUUUUUUUGCACUAAUCCUGAAGACUUGUUUCAAUGCUGGUAAUUGAAACUAUUAAUAUUUUUGAUUGUAUUCAGAUCUGUAUGUCUUGCUAAUCUUAAGUGUACAUGGACUGCUUCUGAUGUUCUGUGAAAACAUGCACUUUUCAAUUAAACCUUUUUGUACUGGA